AUGUUUGGCAACACAUGCUAUAGGGCUUAUAGUUAUCUCAAAUCCAAGGACUCGGAGAAAAAGGUGGUCUUAAACGACGUUUACUGCGAUUUUCUCAAUAUAACGGACUGUACGCUAACGGAGACCGCGGAUCGGGUGGCCAUCACUGCCUGUGAACAAAAUUACGUACAUAUCGAGAGAGAAAUCAGCAUAUUGAAAUCGUGCAAUCACGUGAACAUUGUCAAACAUUACCAAUCGUGGCUCGAGCAAGCUACACCCUGCAGCGAACUCGAUAAAAUUUACAUCCAGAUGGAAUACUGCGAACAUAAUCUUGAUCACGUAUCGGCAAUUAUACAAAGUGUAUAUAAACGCAAAACAAACGAGAUGAUUAGCCCGGUGGCGUAUUUUAUCAUGCUAACUCUGAUCGAUGGUAUACUCGCUGGUAUUGAGUAUUUGCAUAGUAAGCGCAUAAAGCAUCGCAAUAUCAACAUGAACAAUAUAUUGCUGAAAGGGUCCGUGGUGAAGGUAUGCGAUUUCGGAUUGGCCAAGGUGAUUGAAUCGUCGUCGGAGAUACAUUCAAACGUGGGCAAAGUGAGCUAUAAAGCGCCCGAGGUGCAAAGUGGUGGCAAUUACAACACACUCGCCGACGUGUAUAGUCUCGGCGCUAUGUUUAUUCAAUUCAUGAAUGUCGAUAUUAACAAGCAAGAUGUGCAUCCGGAGCUAAAGGACUUAUUGGCCCGUAUGAUUGCAGGUGUGGCCAAUAAAAGACCAACUUGUUCAGAGUUGCUCAUUAUGUUUGGAAAGUCACCCGUGAUUUAUGAUCUGGAUCAAGUGCGUGCCGAUCAUCAU
Molecule: messenger RNA, 828 nt
Organism: Medioppia subpectinata
Lineage: Eukaryota; Metazoa; Arthropoda; Arachnida; Sarcoptiformes; Oppiidae
Source: the annotation of a GenBank genome assembly